Zophobas morio is the source of this 1479-nucleotide messenger RNA. RefSeq lists its product as uncharacterized. Lineage: Eukaryota; Metazoa; Arthropoda; Insecta; Coleoptera; Tenebrionidae. The transcript has 12 exons. The coding region runs from base 1 to 1479 and encodes 492 amino acids. The record is from RefSeq and is a predicted model, not a curated record.
AUGGAACAAAAGAACACAUCUCUUUCUAACAAAGGUCAUAUCUUGAAAAAAGCCUUUAAUUCCUUCUUCUCAUGUCCAUUAUCUAAGAAAAAAAAAUCUAAAACUCUGAAAAGUCAAUGUUCAAAAUUGUUAGAUCAGUUGGAUUCCGAUAGGGUUGUGUCAGCCGACAUUUACUUUCCUACUUUAAAACAGUUUAUAUUCGAAGAUAACAUUUUUCUGAAGAAUUUGGGGUUAUCCUGCCUAUUGAAAUUACUGGAAUUUAACUAUCUCGGAAUAAGCUCUGUACAUUUCUCAACUAAAUUAGUAAAUGAGGAAGUAAGUGCUGAGAAAGUCUCUCAUUUACUAGACGAAAGGAGCCUCAGUGCUAAUAAUAUCAGCACCCAACUAUACCAAGACAAAAAAUUUAACAACCACAGCUUCAGCAGUUCCGACCUACCUAGUUAUUCUGCUGGAUUGGAUUAUUGCCAAAAAAACGAAUAUAGUAUUUCUAACAAAUUAUAUGGCAGUGACAGUUCCAACUGUAUAAACAAGGAAGAAGACAAUAUUGAGGUGAAAGAUUUUAUGAGCGCCAUAUUACCUUGCUUUACUGAUACCGCGUUAUCGGAAGAAACUAGACUUUUAAUUUUAAAGAUAGUUUUGGCUGCUGUGAAUUCGAAAAAGUGCCAUAUUCACUCUGAUCACCUUAUUUCUUUUUUCAGUGGAUGCGUUGAACUUUAUUUAAGAAGUAGUAGCUUUUGUGGUAAACUCUCUGCUGAAGCAACUUUGAAGCAGCUUUUGUUUGUUUUGCUUGAAAGAAUAAACGCUGCCAGUUCUACUGGGAUUACCGGAGAAGAAGAGGCCGCCCCAGAUGAGGAAGAGCAUAAUCACGUGGAUGAUAUAGACCACUUAAGGUCGUGCUUCGAAAACAUUUUUCAGGUCGAUGGAUAUCUCAUCUUUCAAUAUCUCUGUGAAUUAUCCAUCGUAAACGUCCAGGACAACUCCGAAAAAAACACAACUUUAACGAAAAGGACCCUUGCUUUGGAAUUACUGUUAAUAAUUCUGAAAAAUGCGGGGGCAGCUUUCUUGCGGCAUAAACAUUUUAUUGAUGGCACAAAGCGUCUGUUGUGCGUUUCCCUUUCUCGCAAUGUUAUAUCUUCCUCUUCAAGGCUUAUUGAGCUUUCCUUAGCCUUGUUCUUGGUGCUCCUAAAAUGGUUUAAAUCAAGCCUUAAAGCUCAGAUAGAAAUUUUAUUUAAAAACGUUCUUUUACUGCUAUUGGAGUCUUCAACUUCCUCUCUGAAUCACAAAAUGGAUGUCCUGCAGGCUAUUUGGUACAUUGUCUCGGACGCCCAAACUCUGCAGGAUAUAUUUAUUAACUACGAUUGUGACAUUUCAAUGGAUAAUCUUUUCACCCACCUGAUCGAUGAUCUCUCCAAGAUUGCUAAUAGCGGCAGUACUAACAUUAAAGGUAGCAACCUUUUAAAGUUACAACUACAGUGUUGA